Molecule: messenger RNA, 1191 nt
Organism: Anopheles stephensi (Asian malaria mosquito)
Lineage: Eukaryota; Metazoa; Arthropoda; Insecta; Diptera; Culicidae
Exons: 2
Coding region: 101-1156 (351 amino acids)
Source: RefSeq, a predicted model, not a curated record
UGCGGACAAUAUUUUCAUAACAAACUUUGACAAGUGCACCAGCGCUUUGUUGACGGUUUUGGCAAAAAAACGUGCCGCACGUUUCGGAAAGUCCUGCACGAUGGUUAAUCCAGCUGGAAGGAAGAGUGUAGUUGCGAAAAAAGGGAAUUUGGUGAAAAUCGAAACUGCGUGGAACCAUGAUGACUCUACCGUUCCAACGGCGACGAGUGAAAAACUUGUUGAAGAUGGCCCUGCUACCCAAACGCGCGCUAUGGUAGAGGAAGUGUGCCAGCAGCAAGCCAUUCCGAGUGAUUUGGAAUUACAGCUCCAAGAGUACUUCAAGGACCGGCCGUUAGUGAAACCGCUGCCACCAGCAGAAGCGAGCACGGUAGACAUCGAUCUGGCCGAUCCGGACGAAGAAACAUGGAUCAUUCAAGUGCCCGCCACCGUGAACGUUCAGCUCGACCUGAUUGGGAAGAAGCUUAAUCUAGACGCUUCCCGUACGACGAUCAAAAACUGCUCCGUCCCGCUCGAAUCGCACGUUCAGAUGAACAGUGACGAGCGUGUGAUCGGUUUGCUUGCAGGAUCGCGCGUUAAAUCGUUCGUUCCGACCGGUUUUAUACGCAUCAGUCAGGCACUUUCGGCGCUGGACGUACCGGAUGCCGCCUUGAAGGCGAGCAACCCGAACCACAUUAGUGUACCGUACCCGGAGGACAUCCGCGAACGCCAUCCUCUGCUCGGAUACGAUUUUAACGAACUCAUCGCUUUACCGAAACGUGUGCAGAAGCAACUGUCCUUUGCCCGACAGAAAGCCGCACUGAUGUACCAAACCGUUGACAAAUCGUCGAAGAAAAAGGCCAAAACGGUUAUGGGGAACACGGUGGACGUGCCUCGCCCGGCUACGAGCGAGCAGCAAAACGUCGUAACACCGGUCAAGAGAGAACAACCGGUAACUGAAUCUGCACCAAAAUCAGCAAGCAAACGGAAACGUUCAGCCGGGGUACCGACGGAGGAAAAGGAAGUGCAAAUGGUAUCAGCGAUAAAGCAGGAACCUUUGUCGCCGAAGCGGAAGAAGAGCAAAAAGGCCGACAGCAACGAGGAAGGUUUCGUGCAAACGGCAAGCGUUAAAAAGGAGGUAUCGGUAGAGGACGAUAUUUCCUGGCUGCUUAACAUCUAGCAGCUUCCAAUAAAUGUCAAUCAUUCGGACGCUUU